AUGGACACGAACAUGCAGAAAUUUACAGUUAGGAGAUGGUUUUCCAUCUACCUUCAGAAGAAGUCACGGUCCAAAAAUGCGAACCUCUGCAGAUUAGAGGACGAUGGCAUCCUGAAAGAGAUCGACAUCAGCCAGCACACCAAAGAGGGCUUUGAAAAGGCAGACCCCUCCCAGUUUGAGCUGCUGAAAGUGCUAGGCCAAGGCUCCUAUGGAAAGGUGUUCCUGGUGAGAAAAAUCAAAGGCUCUGACAGAGGACAGCUUUAUGCCAUGAAAGUGUUAAGGAAAGCAACGCUAAAAGUUCGGGAUCGGGUGAGGUCCAAAAUGGAAAGAGACAUUCUGGCUGAAGUCAACCACCCCUUCAUAGUCAAACUCCAUUAUGCCUUUCAGACGGAGGGGAAGCUAUAUCUGAUUCUAGACUUCCUCAGAGGGGGAGACCUCUUCACACGGCUUUCUAAAGAGGUGAUGUUUACUGAAGAGGAUGUGAAGUUCUAUCUGGCUGAGCUGGCCUUGGCCUUAGAUCACCUUCACAGUCUGGGCAUCAUCUACAGAGACCUCAAACCAGAGAAUAUUCUUCUUGAUGAGGAGGGCCACAUCAAGAUAACAGAUUUCGGGCUGAGUAAAGAGGCAAUAGACCAUGACAAGCGAGCGUACUCCUUCUGCGGGACGAUAGAGUACAUGGCCCCUGAGGUGGUCAACAGAAGAGGACAUACACAUAGUGCUGACUGGUGGUCAUUUGGCGUCUUAAUGUUUGAAAUGCUGACAGGAUCUCUACCAUUUCAAGGCAAAGAUCGCAAGGAAACAAUGGCCCUCAUACUAAAGGCAAAACUUGGCAUGCCGCAAUUCUUAAGCCCAGAAGUGCAAAGUUUAAUACGGGCCCUCUUCAAAAGAAAUCCUACCAAUAGAUUAGGUGCUGGACCAGAUGGAGUCGAGGAGAUUAAAAGGCAUAAUUUCUUUGGAAAUAUAGAUUGGAAUAAACUUUACAGAAGAGAGAUCAAGCCUCCAUUCAAACCAGCAGUGGGCAGGCCAGAUGACACCUUCCACUUUGACCCUGAAUUCACCUCCCGCACACCAACAGACUCGCCGGGCAUCCCUCCCAGUGCCAACACACACCAGCUCUUCAGAGGGUUCAGCUUCGUGGCAACUAAUCUGGACCAGGAGCAGUCCAUUGCUGAAAUACGGCAAAGCUCAACUGUCAACACUAUUGUCCAACAACUUCAUGGGACCAACAUCCAUUUCACUGAUGGGUAUGAGAUGAAGGAGGAUGUGGGCUUGGGGGCGUACUCCGUCUGCAAACGCUGCAUCCACAAAAUCACCAGUGUUGAAUAUGCUGUCAAAAUCAUCGACAGAGCCAAAAAAGAUCCAUCUGAGGAAAUUGAGAUUCUGUUGAGAUAUGGGCAGCAUCCAAACAUUAUCACGCUGAAGGAUGUCUAUGACGAUGGGAAGUAUGUGUACCUUGUGAUGGAGCUGAUGAGAGGUGGAGAGCUGCUGGACAGAAUCCUCCAUCAGAAGAGUUUCUCUGAGCGAGAGACCUCUGCUGUGCUCUGCACUAUUACCAAGACAGUGGAGUACCUUCACUCACAGGGGGUUGUACAUCGUGACCUUAAACCAAGCAACAUCCUCUACGUGGAUGAAACGGGAGAUCCGGAAUCGAUCCGAAUUUGUGAUUUUGGGUUCGCCAAACAAUUAAGGGCAGAAAAUGGUCUCCUCAUGACGCCCUGUUACACAGCAAACUUUGUGGCUCCAGAGGUCCUGAAGAAGCAGGGGUAUGAUGCUGCUUGUGACAUCUGGAGUUUGGGAAUCCUACUCUACACUAUGCUCGCAGGCUUCACCCCUUUUGCCAAUGGUCCUAAUGACACCCCGGAGGAAAUACUGGCUCGCAUUGGUAGUGGAAAAUAUGCCCUCAUCGGAGGAAACUGGGAUACAGUUUCUGAUGCUGCAAAGGACAUUGUGACUAAGAUGCUUCAUGUGGAUCCACACCAACGGCUGACGGCCCCCCAGGUUCUCAGACACCAGUGGAUAGUCAACCGAGAACAACUGUCUCAGAGUCAGCUCAUCAGACAAGAUGUACAGCUUGUGAAGGGCGCAAUGGCUGCAACAUACUUGGCUUUGAAUCGUUUGCCUCUGGCCCCAAAGCUGGAGCCUGUGGAGUCUUCAAGUUUGGCGCAGAGAAGAGGAAUGAAGAGACUCACAUCCACUGGUUUAUAGCACCCUCAUAGAUGAUUCAGGGACAGAGCUUGAA
Salvelinus namaycush (lake trout) is the source of this 2239-nucleotide messenger RNA. RefSeq names its product ribosomal protein S6 kinase alpha-2-like. Gene Ontology annotation, molecular function: ribosomal protein S6 kinase activity; ATP binding; magnesium ion binding. The coding region runs from base 1 to 2205 and encodes 734 amino acids. Gene Ontology annotation, biological process: intracellular signal transduction; protein phosphorylation. The transcript has 21 exons. Lineage: Eukaryota; Metazoa; Chordata; Actinopteri; Salmoniformes; Salmonidae. The record is from RefSeq and is a predicted model, not a curated record.